Messenger RNA from Crotalus tigris (Tiger rattlesnake), 4201 nucleotides. RefSeq names its product ribosomal protein S6 kinase A6 (gene RPS6KA6). Bases 214 to 2562 code for a protein of 782 amino acids. The transcript has 22 exons. NCBI's taxonomy places the organism in Eukaryota, Metazoa, Chordata, Lepidosauria, Squamata, Viperidae. The record is from RefSeq and is a predicted model, not a curated record. Gene Ontology annotation, molecular function: ribosomal protein S6 kinase activity; ATP binding; magnesium ion binding. Gene Ontology annotation, biological process: protein phosphorylation.
CAGCCGAGGGGCCGGCCCGCCAGCCAUGCGCCGCGCCGGAGCGCCCCCGGCGGCCGCCUAGCCCCGACCGCCGUCCCGCGCCGUCCCCUCCGCUCGGGGAGGGGCGAGCAUGAGCGGCCGCCCCGGCUCGGAGGAGGCAGCCGGGCGCAAGGCAGGACCCCCCCCGCCGGCCCCGAGGGGCAGGAGCGCGGAGGAGGCGGAGGAGGCGGCGCUAUGGUGCCCUUUGCGCCGCUCGAGGGCGCGGAGGAGCCGCCGCCUGAGCCCGACGCGGAGCCCUUCUGCCCUCCGCCGCCGCCCCCGCCGCCCCCGCCGCCCGAGAUCGCCGCGGGAAGAGGACGAGGAGGCGGAGGAGGAGGCGGCAGCACCGGCGGCAGCAGCAGCAGCAGCAGUCCGGGCGGCGAGCUGAAUGGCAUUAAAAUGGUGGAUGAACCUAUGGAGGAGGGAGAACCAUAUUCCUGUAAUGAUGAAGGAAGUGUCAAAGAGAUCCCUAUUACCCACCAUGUAAAAGAAGGAUGUGAAAAAGCAGAUCCUGCACAAUUUGAAUUGCUUAAAGUCCUUGGUCAAGGGUCAUUUGGAAAGGUUUUUCUUGUGAGAAAACUAAUUGGUCCUGAUGCUGGGUAUUUAUACGCCAUGAAAGUUCUAAAGAAAGCUUCAUUGAAAGUUCGAGACAGAGUCCGCACAAAGAUGGAGAGAGAUAUAUUAGUAGAAGUAAAUCAUCCAUUUAUUGUCAAACUGCACUAUGCCUUCCAGACUGAAGGAAAGCUAUAUUUAAUAUUGGACUUUCUCAGGGGAGGAGAUGUGUUCACAAGAUUAUCCAAAGAGGUUAUGUUUACAGAGGAAGAUGUGAAAUUCUACCUCGCAGAACUGGCUCUAGCUUUGGAUCACCUGCACAGCUUGGGAAUUGUAUACAGGGACUUGAAGCCAGAAAACAUUUUGCUUGAUGAAGCAGGACAUAUCAAGUUAACAGACUUCGGCUUAAGCAAAGAAUCGGUGGAUCAAGAGAAGAAAGCCUAUUCUUUCUGCGGUACUGUAGAAUACAUGGCCCCUGAAGUUGUGAACAGGCGGGGCCACAACCAAAGUGCCGAUUGGUGGUCCUUUGGUGUCCUCAUGUUUGAAAUGCUGACUGGUACUUUACCUUUCCAAGGUAAAGACAGGAAUGAAACUAUGAAUAUGAUCCUCAAAGCAAAACUUGGAAUGCCACAGUUCCUUAGCCCUGAAGCUCAGAGUCUCCUGAGGUUGUUAUUUAAAAGGAAUCCUUCAAACAGGCUAGGGGCUGGUCCUGAUGGGGUUGAAGAAAUAAAGAGGCAUCCCUUCUUUUCAACCAUUGACUGGAAUAAACUUUACAGGAGGGAGAUCCAGCCUCCAUUUAAACCUGCUUCUGGAAGACCGGAAGACACCUUUUGCUUUGACCCAGAAUUCACAGCAAAAACUCCCAAAGAUUCUCCAGGAGUUCCUCCAAGCGCCAACGCCCAUCAGCUUUUCAAAGGCUUCAGUUUUGUUGCGACGAGCUCCAUAGAAGACCACAAACUCACCCCUCUCAACAACAUUUUGCCAAUCGUACAGCAACUUCAUGGGAGCAGUGCACUCUUCACAGAUGCCUAUGAACUUAAAGAAGACAUUGGUGUGGGUUCCUACUCAGUGUGUAAGCGCUGCAUUCAUACAGUUUCCAGUAUGGAAUUUGCAGUGAAGAUAAUUGAUAAAAGUAAGAGGGAUCCUUCUGAAGAAAUAGAAAUCCUGAUGCGAUAUGGACAGCACCCCAACAUUAUUACUCUAAAGGAUGUGUACGAUGAUGGUAAAUAUAUCUACCUUGUCACAGAAUUGAUGAAGGGAGGUGAGCUUCUGGACCGUAUUCUCAGAAAGAAGUAUUUCUCAGAACGUGAAGCCAGUGCCGUCUUGUACACUAUCGCUAAGACUGUGGACUACCUGCACUGUCAAGGAGUUGUGCAUCGGGAUCUUAAACCAAGUAAUAUUUUAUAUAUGGAUGAUUCUAAUAAUGCUGAUUCCAUCAGGAUCUGUGAUUUUGGCUUUGCCAAGCAACUCCGGGGAGAGAAUGGGCUUCUCUUAACACCUUGCUACACUGCUAAUUUUGUGGCACCAGAGGUUCUCCUGAGGCAAGGCUAUGAUGCUGCUUGUGAUAUCUGGAGCUUGGGUGUUCUCCUUUAUACAAUGCUGGCAGGGUACACCCCUUUUGCCAACGGGCCCAAUGAUACCCCCGAAGAAAUCUUGUUACGGAUUGGGAGUGGGAAAUUUUCUUUAAGUGGAGGCAAUUGGGACACUGUGUCGGAUGCUGCAAAGGAUUUGCUAUCUCACAUGCUACAUGUGGAUCCACAUCAAAGAUACACUGCAGAGCAAGUUCUGAAACAUUCGUGGAUAGCCUGUAGGGAUCAGUUGCCACAUUACCAGCUAAAUAGGCAAGAUGCACCCCAUUUAGUGAAGGGGGCCAUGGCUGCGACAUACUCUGCAUUGAAUAACAAGACAUUUCAGCCAGUUUUGGAACCAGUUGCAGCUUCAAGUUUGGCUCAGCGGAGAAGCAUGAAAAAACUAACAUCCACAGACUUAUAGGUCAGCUGGAACAUUUAACCCACGUGGAACAGAGGGGGAAAAAACUAAUGAAAAAACCCCAAGAAGCAGCUCUGUAUUUGCCUGCCCUGUGAAUUAAAAGGCAUAUUCCAAUUCCUCCUACAUUUACUUGAAUUCAGUGGAAGAAAGGACGAAAACACAACAAAACAAAAACAAAAACUUCUACCAGUUUAGAGGAUUUAUUGCUGUUAGUAGGUUGGUGUUAGUGGCAUCAGGGUACUUUGCAACUGCGGUGAGGAGUUUACGGUACACAUUUCAUUUCGGAGAUCGAUUGCAUUAUGUUAAUACUUUUAAAUACUGUAUAGUUUUCAUCCGGUUUAUAAAGAUAUGUAUUAGUUAAUCAGAGACGCUGCUCAAGUUGUAAAUUUUAAUUCAAGAAGAAAAGGUCAGUGUUUUAAUAUUUUUGCUAUCUUUGCCCUGUUGUAAAGACAAAGAAAAGAAAACAUUAAAACAUGAUGUGCUCUGGUUUUGUAAAUCGAUCACCUUAAACGGCAGACUCCAUGCAUUUGAUUCGUGGGUACGACAAGCCAAGGACCACUGAAACGGAUAUCCUAGUGCAAAAUGAAUGAUGGAAGCCCUUGUGUUCUGUUGGCGUCAGGCAGUUAUGUGUAAAAAAUAAUGUACAGCUAUACUAAUAAUCCAUGAACAAACUGAGAUGAUAAGUGUGUAAAGCCUUCAUUAGAGCUGUAGAUUUGGUCAACCUAGCUGUGUCUUUCUUAAGGCUUUUGAAGAGUGGUGGUGGUUAGGAAAAUAAAUAUUCCGUUGUACAUAAUGUCAAUGUAUGACAUCACCAUCACGGGACCUUUUCAAGAAAGGGUAAGUAGAUCUCUGCUUGAUAAUGCUUUAGAUCAGGGGUCUCCAACCUUGGCAACUUUCAGACCUGUGGACUUCAACUCCCAGAAUUCUCCAGCCAAUCUGGGAGAUGAAGUCCACAAGUCUCAAAGCUGCCAAAGUUGGGCACCCCUGCUUAGAUACAGAUAGAAUAAGGUGUGUAGAGCUUAUGCCACACUGAUGGGCUUCAACUCCCAGAAUUCCCAUAGCUGGCUGAGAAUUCUGGGAGUUGAAGUCCACAGGUCUGAAAGUUGCUUCGGUUGGGCACCCUUGCUUAGAUACAGAAUAAAGUGUGUAGAGCUUAUACCUAUAUCCAAAAGGCUGCGAGUUAAUAUCAACUCCUACAGUAUUGUGCUGUCAUGUCCUGAGGCUUAGAUUUGUUUCGUCUGUGAACUUUUGUGUAACACAGUCUGUGCCCAUUUCAUUUAGCCAUAGGAGGACUGACAUUGUAUUUGCUCUGACAUUCUGGAUUGAACCCUGCCACUCGAUUGGUAUCGGGAGAAGACAAAUGAAGCUACCUUGAUUGGUAUUGAGACAAGACAAAUUAAGCGACCUUGCUAAUUAAGCUAAUGCACUGUGCUGUCCUCAAUUUCCUUCAUAGUCUUCGGUUUUCAUUGUGCCUCUAUUUUCUCAUCCUGGGGUAGCGUUUUAUUCAUCCUAAGUUGUAUGAUGGUGACGUUUUUAAUCACAGACCAUAUUUCACAAUCGUUUUUAUUUAUUCACACAUUGAAAAGUUCUCUGAGUUCCUUUUUUCCCCUCCGUGAUAUUUUAUAAAGAAUUUUGAAAAUGA